AUGGCGCAAAGCCAACCAUCUUCUGCUCCCCCCCCCGUCCCUGUCUCCGACCCGCCCCUUGCGCCCACCGCCCCUGCCACCACCCCGACCGCUACCGCUACCGCUACCGCUACUGCCACCCCUGCGGCAUUCGCCGCCGCAGCCCCUGCUGCAGCCCCUGCGGCAUUCGCCGCCGCAGCCCCUGUUGCAGCCCCUGCGGCAUUCGCCGCCGCAGCCCCUGUUGCAGCCCCUGUGGCAUCCGCCGCCGCAGCCCCUGCCGCAGCCCCUGCCGCAACCCCUGCCACAGCUCCCGCCGCAGCUCCCGCCGCUCCACCCGUCGCUUCACCCGCCACGGCCACUGCCGAAAUACCGUCUGGGAGUGACGCACCCGCGCCCCUUCCUCCCCCCCCAUCCCGAGCGAGCGUUCCUGCCGACGACGACGCCCGUUCUGCUCUUCCCCCCGCUCCUGCAACUACAACUGACUCCGCCCUUGCGGCGCCUCCCACAGCGCCUCCCGCAGCGUCCAUGACCCCGACUGACUCGCCCCCUACCCACGCGCCCGUCUCCGCUCCGGAGCAGUCGUCGCUCACGACAUCAGCAUCGGCGACGCCAGCCCCCCAUCUCGCAAACCCCGCCCCCCAAUCAAAUCCCGCCGAGCCUCACCUGUCUCCGGUAGCUUCAUCCCCACCUUUGCCAACUCCCGAGGCCAAGCCCCAAACCCCCGACACGCCGGUCUCAGACAGAAACCAAUCCUCCGCCGUUCCAAAUACUUCCACGACCGUCACUGCAACCUCCGCCCCGGCCUCUAGCCAUCCCGCCCCGCCCGCACCCUCCUCGCAAUCGGUCCAACCCGCCCCGUCGCAGAACUCCAGUCCCUCCGCAGCCACCAAACUUGAAUCGGACACGACGACGACGACUACCAACACCACGGCCGAAAAUUCAUCCGCAAAUAGGAAGCGCAGUUUAGAUUCUGCUUCCUCGCUUGACGGUUCCCCCACCAAGAUUUCCAAGCUUGAGCGCGACUGCGAGCCUGUCUUGCCCACCACUUCCGCUUCGCCCCAUACCGCAGAUCCUCGCACGUCUUCCCCGUCUCCGCAUUCGGCCGCUCCUCCUUCCUCGGUUCGACCCGCCCCUGCACACGCAACAACACCGCCUGGUCCGCGCAAUAGGCGCCGCCACACAUCCCCGACGAAGCAGCCCACGGCCGACGUCCCGGCUCAGUACGAACGCCCUUUUCCGCGAGGCCUCCCGAAGACCGUCAAGCACCGCCCUGAAAAUGCGCGUGUCUUUAUCGGCAAUCUUGCUUCUGAGUACACUGACGUGGCCCAGAUCAUUAAGAUCUUCCACAAGUACGGAGACUUGAUCGAGGAACCUGUCUUGCGUCGCUCGUUUGGCUUUGUACAGUAUUCUUCAGCAGAGGCUGCUAGUAGGGCUGUGGCUGGAGAGCAAGGUCGGAUUAUUGGUGGGAUUGGUAUAGAUCUCUCUAUUGCUGAUAAUCGCGAAGUUAAGCGUGGUACCCAUGUCGCUAAUAACACCCCGUUUGGCCAGCCCGCUCCGGCAGGAAAGGCCCAUGCUCGCGGUAGAGUACGAGAGAGGGACUUUGGGUCUGAGGAUAGGAAUGACAAGUCCCGCAAGAGGCGCCGCUCCCUCUCCCCUGCCUCGGCUGCGAAGAAGGGUGGCGUCCAUCCACCUCAGUACCGACGCAUGAGGCCAGACCCGCGCAACGGUGUUUACCUUCGCAUUCUGUGCAUGAGCCCAACGGCGAGGUCCUACGCCAGACAAUGUGAGAAUACUUUCCGUUCCAUGACUGGACUCCCCGCUGAUGUUUUGCAUAUAGUCGCCGCUGGAUUGGGUGAGGCUUUGGGCCGCGCGAUGAGGGACGUCAUUCCCUAUGUUAUGGUAGUCGCUUCAAAGGAUGUCGACGAUGGCACUUGUACGAUUCGCACCCUCGAGAAGACUGGCUAUGAGAAGUCUGGGCGAGGAAAUGGUGUCAUUCCUCUUCGCGAGGCGGUGGAAGUCUGCCUGAUUGAGCGCGGAGUCAUUGCGCCACAAAAUAUCGCCCAGCAAAUGAACGGGGCCCCUCGCGGUGGCAUGGGACGUACGGGCCAUGGAGGUCGGCAAGGACCGCAUGGAAUGGGUAGUCAUGGCCGUCAGUGGAACAGUCACAGUGGUGCGCAUCCUGGAAAUGCCCCAGUCGAAACAGCUAAACCUGGCUGGAUGACUGGACAACCCCGUGCUCCACACCCGUCAAACCCGCGUGCAGCUGCAGGGAGCGUGGCUCCUGGAAUUCAUCAUCAGCCGCCACAUGGUGGUGUUGGCAAUGUUGUCAUGCCUGGAGGAGCGUAUGGAUACAAUGGUGUGGAAGGAAAUCGAGGCCACUACGGGAGUCAUGGUCCUGGACCUCAAGCCGCGCCAGUGCCUCCUCAUCGCCCGUCUCAAGGCUACGGUCUUGUACCAGCACAAUCUCAGGGCGGUUAUGAACCUGGACCACCUGUAAAUCAAGGUGGUAACAUGGUUGCUCCUGGGCAUCAGAAUGGUGGCGAUUACAUGCGUCGCAGUGGUGCGCCAGUCAACCCCGCACUAGGAAUGCACCCCCCUGGCGGCUACAUGGAUAGAUACAGGGGGCAGGUGAACAACCAGAACGCUAACAGUUACAAUGGUCGCGGUGACAAUCGAGAGUCUGAAUAUGAUCCUGCGGCGGUGAUGCCCGCACAGCGUGGACCAAACCCAAAUUAUGAGAAUGGAUGGAACCGGGAAGUUGCGCCCGUGAAUCGCGAAACAUAUGGAGGCGACAGGCCUCCGGCACAUCAACCUGCUGUGGCUCGAGACCGGAACGGUGGUUUCCAGACAAUCGGUGGUGGGACUCAGGUAUACCCAGGUGGGUCUGGAGGUGCCGCGGCGAACAAUUAUGGAUAUGACAGAUCACAGAAUCAGGGCGCUCUCGGGGGUCCGUACGCAGCGAUGAACAAUACCAGCGGUUACGACGCGCGUCAGAAUGCAUAUCCAGGCGCUCAGGCGGCCGUUGGAUACGGCCAAUACGCCGGACCGCAGGGUGAGAAUGGGAUGCCUCCUCAGAGUGCAGAGGGUGUGAACAGGUAUGGCGGUGGUAUGUAUGCUGAAGGGCAGCAACAAGCGUAUACAGUCCCAGGUAUGUACAACAGCGGUACGCCCGGUCCCGGUGGCCGUGGCGGUGGCUGGAGCGGUACAAAUAGUAGCCAUGCCCACGCGAUGAACAUGCACAGUCCCCCCAUGGGCGGGGGUAGCAACAUGAACCAGAGCGGAAUGCCUCAUGGCGGAAUGGGGGGCCAAAUAGCGAUGCAAAGCAACGCCGGAAACCAGAUGACCGGUUCAGCAGGCGGACACGCGGGCAUGAACGGGUACGGGGUCUCCCAGUCGCGCGCUAACAUGAACGGCGGAUACAUCGGGCGAGAUGCAGGCGGCAUGGGUAGCAGCCCACCGCAGGCGAAUGCGAACAGCGGCGUUGGGGCCUCUGCAGCAGCUUCCGUGUUGGGACAGAGCGCAAAGACGGUGGACAUUAACAAACUGACGAGCUUGAUUUCAGUGUUUCAGCAGAAGCAAGCUGCGAUGCAGACGGGACCGCAAAAUCAUAUGCACGGACAGGGAAGGCAUGACGCAGAAAGACAGCCCAUGCAGGGAUACGCGACGCAGCAGUUUCAAGGGCAGCCGAACCACCAGCGUAGUGGCGGCCAGCAAGGAUAUUAUCGUUAA
Molecule: messenger RNA, 3708 nt
Organism: Chondrus crispus (carragheen)
Lineage: Eukaryota; Rhodophyta; Florideophyceae; Gigartinales; Gigartinaceae
Exons: 1
Coding region: 1-3708 (1235 amino acids)
Cellular component (GO): nucleus
Molecular function (GO): RNA binding
Source: RefSeq, a predicted model, not a curated record